AUGGAAGGCGGACUUACCAAAUCCCAGAUUACCAACUGCAUUCUUUCCAUCUUUGGAAUCCUUGGAAACACGCUGACCAUUCUAGUGUUUGUCCUUGACAGACAGCUGCUGAAAACCUCCUACAACGUUUUCAUUCUUUGCCUUGCCAUAGCAGAUGUGCUUACCUCCAUUCUCCUGCUCACAAGUCCCGGCUUUGGCCUUGGUGACCUUUAUCCUCGUCCAACCAAUAUAGUUCUGGGAGAAAUCUUCUGCCGAGUUCUCUGGAGCCGAGUUUUUCUCUUUCAGCUCGUGUUUUUCUCCGUUUACAUCACAUUGCUGUUAGCAAUAGAGCGGUGGGUUGCCGUUGUAAAGCCUUCUAAAUAUCACAUGGCCUUCAGGGGAAAGAGACUUGCUGGAUACAUCGUGAUCUGUUGGAUCUGGUCAUUCAUUCUAAAUGGGAUGGUGUUAUUUGAUGCUAACUUUGAACCAAAUAAUUCACCAUCCAAUGACAUCUGCGUAUUGAGAUUUGUUUUUUCAGGCUCUUUCUCCCGCACAUUCCAACUUAUAUUCAAUAUUUUCUUCAGGAUGUUCCUUCCUUGCCUUUCCAUGAUUGGACUGUACGUACAUAUGAUCGUGACGACAAACAACUCCCCAGUUGCGUCAGCGGCGAGCAAGGCCAAACUACGAGGAAAGAUGACAAAAAUGGUCGGUAUAAUGGCUUGUAAUUUACUCAUAACUUUCCUUCCUAACCAAGUUUUUUAUUUCUUUGUGGUUACGGGAAAAGCACAAAUAGAAACUCCACUCCACCAUUUCACAGCGUUUCUCCUCUUCUCCACGAUUUGCUCUAAUCCAUUUAUUUAUGGAAUAAGCAACGCUAAUUACCGCAGGCGCUACAAGAAGCUUUUGUUACCUGAAUGUAUCAAACGGUUCUCGGAAGACAACGGUGUUGUUGCCCUGAAACCUCGGAGAGUUGCCAGAGUUGGACCUGCCAGACCAGAAUCACCUGCAAUGAAAGUAGACGAUAUUAAUGACAGUUGAGCUUAAUUGCUUUUUAUUUAAAUAAUUUGUAUUUUCCAAGCUAUUGACUAGAAUAGAAAAGAAAAGCGAAAGCAGACACUAUACUUCACCAUCACACAUGAAAUGAUCAUGCUUAUUGUGUGUAUACUGAGCUAGAGUUUAGGGGGAAAGUUUGCACAUGGGAAGUUUAGAGUGCGCAAGAGUUGCCCAAAAGUUGCUCUAGCCGCAGCAGAGAGAGCUUGUCUCCAGCUAAUUAGUUCUCUCUAAGCUUUGAAAGUUGAUUAUAACUCGAUACACAAACAACUUAAAGCAUGAACUCAUUAUUUUAUAACAUGACUACUGGCCCUUGUAAUGAACGACUAGUAACUGGCUGGUAACAAACAGGAAUGCACCCGCCGUUUUUUUAACCUUUUGGCUCAGAAAUAAGCAGAUACAGCCAGCAUUGGAUCUAUUUUUUCCCUAGCGGCAAGUAGUAUUUUGCUUUUAAUCUCCGAGACUUCUUUUCCAUGAGAGAGGACGCUACACCAGUUUUCAUGGAAUCAUCAUGGACAUAGCAAAGGUUCCCCAAUACGUUUUUCGGGAUACGGGAUUUGCCUUUAAAAAAUGAAGGUGAGAUUCGGGAUUGAAAGUAUGCACGGAAUGCCGGAAAUAACCAUGGGGAUUACUGCUACUGCUUGUGCUGCUCCUACUGUUGCUAUUACUACUGCGACUACUUCCACUUCCACUACCACUACUGCUUCUACUAUAACACUACCACUACCAUCUACCACUAGAAUUAGCACUAGCACUACUACUACCGGCGGCUGGUAUAUCGGAGGAUAAUGCCCGCGGGUGAGAGAUUGUCCGAAAAAUAAACAUUUGCCCGAGAAGCCAAGCUUCGAGGGUAAAUGCGAAAUUUGGAGGACAAUCUCUCAGCCAAGGGCAUUAUCCUCCGAUAUUCCAGCAAGCCAGAAAGAAGUUUAUUUAUUUUAUAAUUUUCUGAUUAAUGUUUUCAUCUCUAACAUGUUGGGAGAGAAAGAAAAACAAAAAGGUGAGCGCGCGUGCGAAUGACGCAAACAAGCACAUUGAUUGGUAUAUUUUCUUUAUUGAAACUGUGAUUGGACCAGGGCUUGAAAGGCUGUCAUGUCAAAUGAACUCUCGCAUCGCUCCAUAGAUCAAAACUCGAAAAACCAGCGCUUUUAGUUUAUAGUUUACCGACAGCACUGUCUGAAAACUACUCAAACAACCGUUUCUAAUGGAUAAGUAACGAGAAUUCAACCAUUCCACUAACUGCCAUUGCAAGGGCUAGAAAAGUAAUUACAAGUAUGAGACACAGCAACUGAAAAAUCUGGAGCAGUUGAGGGAUUUAAGUUUGACAUUAUUGGGCUCUUGGCAAAACCUGGAUUUAUUGCUGUGGAUGGUGGAAGCUGAGGAAAUCAUAGAAAGAAAAGGUAGAAGAAAUAAUGAGGCCCAUCUGUAAGAACAGGUUCACCUGACCGGGAUUUACUUAAGUUAAACUUAUAAAUCGCCGGAUAAUCGAAGAUGAACCCAACCUUAUUUGGUUGCGCACUUGGCCCUUGCUCUGACUCAAUAGCCCAUGAGGCCGAAGGCCUCGAGGAAUAAUUGUUAAAUAUACACCAUCUAUACAACCUAUAUCCACCGUAUAUACACACUGUAGAACCUAUAUAAACCUAUAUACACCUUAUAUAUUCAGCUAUAUACACCUUAUAUGUAACCUUUAUACACCUAUAUACACUUUAUUUACAACCUAAAUACACCUUAUAUACUACCUAUAUUCACCAAUAUACACCUUAUAUGUAACCUAUAUUCACCUAUAUACACCUUAUAUACACGUAUAUACAAUUAUAUACACCUACAUACACGUUGCAUAGAACCUAUAUACAUCUAUAUACACCUUAUCUACAACCUAUAUUCACCUUUAGUAUAUACCCACCCAGUGAUCUUGGUGAUUCAAGCAAUCUGAUUGGCUCGCCAUCUCGGACUAUGACGUUAUAUUCACCGCGCUAGGCGGUGAACAUAAAGCAAAACAAAAUCGCUGUCGUGAACUGGGUGUUUUGCAGGUUUCAGAGUAAGAGCUUUUUUGAAAUACAAGAAUAUACCAGAGUUGAUGAUUUUGAAGGUAAGAGAAGACUUCAUGGUGUGUAAGCAGCGUGAUUUUAUUGCGAAGUGAUUUACUGUAGUUGACUUUCAUACGCUCGAAGCAAUGUUUUUAUUGGCACUACAGACGAAAAGGAGGCCGCUUUGUCACUGUUUUAUGAACUCAGGAUUUCCUCGCAAGACCAAUUUUGCCUGGAAAUAGAAGUUAAUUUACGGAGAAAAAAAAGGAAAGCAAAUAUUUUCGAACACUGUACGUGCCAGCAAGUCAACAUGGCAAGGAACAAUGCACUGCAGAUAAACAACGCUCACCUCGAUCGUAGCCGCUGUUGACAGCAUUUGCAAGAAGCGACAAAAAACUAUCUCAUUCACGGUGAGUUGACAGAAGCAAAUAAAGAUCUGUGUUUCUUCUUAGAAAGGGGAGUUAUUUAAACUUUCAACGUUUCCUUUUCAAUCAUUGGCGCUAAAGUUUACAAAACAAUUAAAACCAUGAUUUGCCAUGUUUAAAAAUACUGUUGUUAUGCAUCUGCUGUUUACGCUACAUGUUCACGCAUGAAUUCACCCGUGAAUCAAACUAAUCGUUUUUUUCAUGGUUUCCUUUCUGAUUCUGUUGAGAUCACUUCGUGGGCAUAUACUAAAACAAUUAUUCACCUCAGGCUCAGUUAAUAUUGUUGAAUAAUGCCCUCGACUUCGUCUCGGGGAUUAUUCAACAAUAUUAUCUUCGCCUUCGGCGAAUAAUUGUUAAAUAUACACGUUAUAUACAACCUAUAUUCACCUAUAUGCACCUUAUUUACAACCUUAUAUACAACCUAUAUACACCAAUACACACCUUACAUUGAUUAUAUUAUAUAUACACCUAUAUACAGCUUAUACACAACUUAUAUAAAGCAAUAUACAACCUAUAUACACCCAUAUACACCUUAUAUAGAACCUAUAAACGCCUUAUAUGUGAACAGCAUUCACAUUACCAGAAUACUAGAGAGACUUCCUUGACCAUGUAAAUAAUAUGUAUGCAGAAAUCGGGGAGCAAUGAUAGGGAAAAAUUUUAAAUUAAACAACUAAGCCUGAAAAAGAGGGUGAGGGACUGAUUUUUAUCCUGUAAAUAAAAGGGUCUGUGCGACCCUGUAAAUAUUUAUCUGAUUUAUGUUAACAGUAGAUGGUUUCUUAAUACUUGUGAAUGUAGUGACCAUGUAUACAAAGUAUUACAAGUAAAGACUUGAAAAAACACCUGUUUGAUAGGAUGUGGAUGACUGUUGUAAACUCUGCUGCUGCAUUAUGUAAGUUCAUCUUAUUUAACGAAAACAAUGAAUAGAAAGAAUCAGUACUAUGAACGGAAUCAAUACCAGUAUUGUAAUCUUCAUUCACCUGCUAAUCUAAGAUCAAUGGAAGUAAGUCAAUAAUGUCGUAGUUUCCUUUGAGGUAGGAAACUGAUACUCAAAUACAUCUUUCAUCCACAAGUGGGACACAGCAGUCUUGAAUUAGAAUCAAUUGUCUCAUUUGAAAGUUCAUAAAAUAAUACGAAAUAACAUUUUGAAAGGUUUGAACCCAGGAGUCAUUUCAUAAGUAGGUUGAGUAUGAUUGUCUGGGUGAACGUAGUCCUGAAUAAGGACUGUUGUUGUUGACAGUGACUGACGUUUCGACAGCCUGUGCGGUAGUCACCUUCAGAGUCAAAGAAGAUAACCACUGCACAGGUUGUCGAAACAUCAGUCACUGUCAACAACAACAGUCCUAUUCAGGACUACAUUCACCCGGACGAUCAUACUCAACCUACUUACGAAAUAACAUCAUUUAUCAUUGUUUUCUGAUACUUAUCUAUCGAUAGUGAAUUAUCUAUUAGAUAACAGUACCCAACGUUUGAAGAACCGGCUUAGAUGGUGCUGGAAACCAUUGAAAACUAUACGUAAAAUCUUGGACAUUUUUGAGAUAGAGCAAUGUCUUUCUAGACAUUCUCAAAAAAGUCUAUUUGAAAGAAUCUUUUUUUGUCAUGUGGUUCGAUAAGCUCUGUAUUUUGUGCGUCUCAGUCGUUUGCUUCAGAUCGCAUGUACGUAUGACUAGCCAUAUUUAUGCUGCCAAGGAAAUAAGGGGCUCAGUAAUAUGAUUUAUUAUCCUCAGGGCUCCUGCUCCUGUUAUUGAUAUUGCUGUUUUAGGUAAAUUCUGUGCUGAAGUCUUUUCUUAGUGUCUUUACCCAUGCAGAAAAGAAGAUAUCAAACAAUUUCAUCUGGGAGCAUAAAACUCAUCGCAGUACUCGCAUUUAUGAGGCUUAUCUCUCCCGCGUAGUUUCGUUCGUGUCCCUUUCUAGCGAAAGGAUCACUAAAGCCCCUUCCGCAAUGGUUGUAUUCAAAAGUUUAAUUCCUGUGUGUUUUCUUUCAUGCUUCAUCCAGUCGGAAGCGCUCAUCGGUAUUGCAAAGUUCCCACGGAUAAGGGAUUUCUGUCGUGUGAACUCGCUGGUGUAUCUUUUAAUUUUUUAGAGGAACAAAAUACUUAUAACAAUGCUUGCACUUAUGAGGUUUGUCUUUCGUGUUAGCACAAGUAAGCUUUGUAAAGUUCGUGUUUCUUUCAUUGAGCAAUUUAUGAAGUAAUGUACAUAUUUUAACAUUAAUCGCCGGGGUGCAAAGAACAAUUGACACAUCACCAGAAAUUGAAAUGAUAUUAUCAAUAUUGUAAGUUAAAACUCUUGGGUAAGGGUUGAGUUCAUGAAGCAAUGUAUAUUACUUAACAUUAAUCGUCGGAGUGGGGAGACCAAAUUACACAAUAAAAAAGAAACUUCACUUUACUUUGACACUAGACGAGAGCAGUAUUACUGGCCCACAAUAGGCCAAUUUUACGAUUACGACAAUUGACUACAACUAGCAGAAUUCAUUUCGAUUUUGCUUUCUUAUUUUAAUUUGUCAAUCCCGCUGAGGUUUAAAAAACAAUUUCCUCAGUCUGCACAAGAAAACAACAAACUGAAGCAUUCUGAUAGUUAAAGUAAAAUGACGUCAUCGUGCCAUUGUCCUAUUGGUCGUCACCCUCUAUCUCGGAUUAUAUUAAUUAAACCUUUAUCAUAUUCUUAACAUAAAGCUCAGCUAUCUGUAUCAAGCCCCUGAUGACCGCUUAAUAGAUAUGAAAGUAAUAGGAGAACAUUCGUUGAGAUGGCCAAAAGCGCAGGUGACCGCGGUCGCUUAGAAAUAUAGGUUUAUUUUAUCAUUCUAUUAGUUACCGCACUCUUAAUAGGUGGCCCCUUAAUGGAGAUUCAACUAUAACAAUAAUGAAAAAAAAAAUUAAAAUAAAAUAAAUAAACACAAAGCAGCAAAGCUUUACUUUUACGUCAGCCUGGGUUUAAAAAGUAAUACAUCACUUAACACACAUUGCCGAGGUGAAAUUGCAAUCACCCUAAUGACACAAUACAAAAGAUUGAAAAGACACCUCCAACAAUUUAAAAAAAAAAAUGCCUUAAAAGGCAGAGAAUAUUUAAGAAAAGAGCGGGCGGAGAUUUUCAAGGUCUUGGAAGUCAAGAAAUCAAAUUUCGAUUUAAAGGUAAGAAUUCAACUGACGAUUCAGUUUUUUGGUUUGUUUUGAGUUGUUUGGCUAUGUUUUAAACGCUGUUUUCUGAAUCGAAUUUCUCAGCAAAUUAAGAGGAUAUUUAAUAUGCUUUUAAAACUAAAGGUGUAUUUGCUUGAUUGACUUCAAAUUUGAAGGGAAAUUAGUUUCAACACUAAAAAUAUAACAGGUUUCUUUCAAACAAGUUAAAAAGCAUUUCCCCUCUACAUUCUGUUAACUAGAAGUAGCGCAUUGUGUCUGGCUCUAAUUCAGCUGUACAUUUAUUUUGCCAUCGGUUGUUUCAACCAGUUCAUAUAUAUGGGAAAGGUAUAUAUGGCUCAUCGUAUCUUUUAUCAAAACUCGAAAUAACCCUCCUGAUUCACAUUGUUCAACUACAGUAUUGUCGUAAGAAAUAAGAGCGAAAUUCGACAAAAUUGAAAAUCGCCAAGAAAUUUCGUUGAGCCACACUCGAUCUUUUAUUGAAUCAAACGAAAUUUCGCUGCCAUCUUGGCUAAAUUUCGCAUCCACUGAAGCGAGACUUCGUUUUUCCGAAAUUACGCCUUAGCAAAAAUUCGCCCCGGCGAAUUAAUUUUAUCAAAGCGAAAAUCCGCAUUGAUUAAAUUUCAGUGGCAUUAAAAGCGAAGACAGACGGAAUGUAAAGAGAAACUUUGUUGGGACUGUUAUUUUUACUGUUAUUUUCGCUGUAAUUACAAGGAUCGCUCAAAAGAAAGUCAAUCGAAGCUGGCCGCAGAGUUCGUUGCGACAAAUUUCGCUGAGGCAGACGUUCGCUGCCAUUGCGAAAAUCGCUUUUUUAAAAAAUUCAGUUAUCCUCUCCUCCAUAGGCUAAAGGAUCUAGUUAAUUAAUAUCGUUUUGUUGAACUCUUUUUCAUAACUUAAAGCAUUUAAGGGAGAGCGCAAAGUGUGACUCGAAAACGUAUUUUUUGGACAGAAUCUCUACCAUAAUCAUGCUUGAUUUCAUGCUCCUACCCUCUCCUUUUAUCACGAUAAAAUUAACUUUUUGAUUCAAUUUUACAAUAUAAUUUUGUUUGUGACGAAAAAAAUCAACGAUAAAAAUGUAACAUGAAGUACUCAAGGACUUCAUGCUUCGUCACUUAUCGUUGAUACUUCUUUUAAAACGUACACGAAGUAUUUUACCUGCUGUUUUAAAUGUAAGUUUCGUCAUCGUGUUGCAACAUGCUGACUAACUCUUAGCAAAAAACAGCCAACAUUUCGCGGCGCAGCCAUUGGUUUUCCAGCACAGGUUUCCCUGUGUAACAAGCGCAGAAAUUCCAUACUGAAGACGUGUCACUGUGCAGAUCUACUAGUACUUCUGCCAUUGGUGGUGUUGCAAGGGAAAUUUGCUUCAACCAAUCAGAAGCACUACCCAGAUCAUGGUAGUAACACGUCAUCACUAUGGAAUUUCUGCGAUCGUUUCUCAGACGUCAUUUCGAGAGGAAACCAUUGAUGGGGACUCGAAACGUUGGCUUUUUUCUCAGGCUAACAAAACCUAAAAUCACUACAAAGACAUUUCUUAUAUCAACUGUUCACUAGACACAAUAACGUCAUCUGCACUCCAAAGAUCAAAGCAGAAAAUGGAAGGCGGACUUACCAAAUCCCAGAUUACCAACUGCAUUCUUUCCAUCUUUGGAAUCUUUGGAAACACGCUGACUAUUCUAUUGUUUGCCGGUGACAAAAAGCUGUUGAAAAAGUUCCACAACGUUUUUAUUCUUUGUCAAUUUCCGAGCCACCUUUAA
Porites lobata is the source of this 8363-nucleotide messenger RNA. NCBI's taxonomy places the organism in Eukaryota, Metazoa, Cnidaria, Anthozoa, Scleractinia, Poritidae. The record is from the annotation of a GenBank genome assembly.